AUGGUCUCCGUCUACACCGUCCUGUACGUUCUGUUGCUGUUCUCCGAGCUCAGCAGCCACUUGGUCACCGAAGCGAUGCCCGCCUAUAAAGUAGAAGACGGCGUAAACGAGCAAGACGGCCUCGGUUUGAUGGCGGGGGACGAGCCUAUGACCGAGCCUGCCGUGGUUCCUGCCGCGGUUCCUCCUGUGUACAGACGAAACCAUGUGACGGACAACAACGCGAGGGACGAAGACGGAAGCCCCAAAAUCUACAUCCUCUCAGACGGGAGGCUGAAAGGACACAGCACUCGCGGGCUGAACCCGGCCUUCGCUCGGAGCCUUCCUCUGCUCACAGAACGGAGUUUGAGCAACGCUCCCGCUGAGAACAGUUUGAGAAUCGAUCGCAGGAACACCGACCUCGACAUGCUGCGGUGUAUGAUAGGACGAGUGUACCGGCCAUGCUGGGAAGCAUAACUUCGACUUUUUGUCGUUUCUUCAACGUGCUGUACA
This is a messenger RNA of Acanthopagrus latus (yellowfin seabream), 489 nucleotides long. It is a transcript of the gene pmch, whose product is annotated as pro-melanin-concentrating hormone. Lineage: Eukaryota; Metazoa; Chordata; Actinopteri; Spariformes; Sparidae. The coding region runs from base 1 to 453 and encodes 150 amino acids. The record is from RefSeq and is a predicted model, not a curated record. Gene Ontology annotation, molecular function: melanin-concentrating hormone activity; type 1 melanin-concentrating hormone receptor binding. The transcript is spliced from 3 exons. Gene Ontology annotation, biological process: behavior; chemical synaptic transmission.